Cyprinodon variegatus (sheepshead minnow) is the source of this 1527-nucleotide messenger RNA. RefSeq names its product chromosome unknown open reading frame, human C5orf28 (gene tmem267). Lineage: Eukaryota; Metazoa; Chordata; Actinopteri; Cyprinodontiformes; Cyprinodontidae. The transcript is spliced from 3 exons. Bases 167 to 910 code for a protein of 247 amino acids. The record is from RefSeq and is a predicted model, not a curated record.
ACAAUACAGCAGAAGAAGCCUAGCCCUAGCAGCAGGGUAUCUGAUGCUGUGCUAUGGGGUAACACCCUUCUUCUUAUUUUCCCCUCUGUCAACCCCUUUUGUCUCCAGUCUGCCUUAAUCUUGCAGACCACCUCUUACAUUUGCCUCCCCCUAACCGCCGCUCAACAUGCAAGGUUUCUAUUCCAAGCUCAACUCCUCCCCCUCUUCGUCCCCCCUGUUGGGGGCGGGUCUCAGAGCGGAUGGCGCUCGAGUGCCUCUCAGUUUGGCCGUGGAGACGGAGAAAGCCCAGGCCCUCCUACAAACGUUCAGCUCCGCCUCCCUGUUGGCUUCGGCAGGACUCGGGAUGUUCUGUGUGGUGGCAGAUAACACGCUUCAACUGUCUGGCAUCCAGCAGCAUCUGUGGCUGCGUGCAGUCUUGGACAGCGCCACGCAUGGAUUGGUGGGGCUGUGGUCGUGGGCUGUUGUGAUUGGACUGAGGAAAAAGAGUGAUUUCUAUGAGGUGCUGCUGGCAGGGCUUCUGGCAUCACUUAUAGACCUGGACCACUUCUACAUGGCUGGAUCACUUUCACUUAAGGCUGCAGUGUCACUUCCUCACCGCCCUCCCCUCCACUGUUCCUCCCUGAUCCCCGUCGUCUGCCUCACCCUCCGCUUCCUCAUGUGGAUCGGCCGCCUUAAAGACGCCUGGUGUUCCUUGCCAUGGAUGCUCUUCAUUUCCAUGACGUCUCACCACGUGCGGGACGCCGUGCGCCACGGCCUGUGGGUCUGCCCGUUUGGAAGCACCGCACCCGUCCCCUACUGGCUGUAUGUCAGCAUCACAGCGACACUUCCGCACCUGUGCUCUGUGCUCAUGUACCUGACGGGAACCAGGGACAUGAUCUCCACCAAACAUGGGGUGGCGAUCGACGUCUAGACGUCACGGACUCACAGGUGGUAUCAGUUAUCCCUGGAGGAAAAAAGCUCUUCUAAAUAACGUUUAAAUACUUGAAUUAACUGGAAAACAAUUUAUAAAACUUGAAGGAUUAGUAUUUAUUUUUAUUAUUAUUUAAGUGAGAACAGUUUAUGUAUUAUUGCAGUUUCAGUCAGGCAUUUACAGAGACACCAAUGGCCAUUUGGCUGGGUUGAUUGUUCAACAUUCAAAUUAAAAUAAUUUGGAAAAAACAAUAAUUGGAUGCACAAGUUUAAAUUUAUUGUUUACUUUUUUCAAUCCACAAAAACAUCUUUCUUUAAUACAUUCGCUCCUUUUAUAUUUUUUUUGUGUGACUAUAAAACAUUCAUCCCUCAGCACUUAGCUUGUCCACAUAUAUAUUUUCUUCUCUUUUGUAUUUUUCAGCAGAUGAUGCUCUCUUGAGGCCAAUUUAUGCUUCUGACGCAAAGCCUCUGAAACAGUUAAACCUGUCUCUGUGCGGUAUGACUUUCCGGCUGUCUGUGUGGUCGUCCUUCUCGAUUCGGUGCCGGGGCGCGCCAUCUUUAACCCUGUAAUGCCAAAUGUAUCAUAUUUAAUACAUACGGUUUCUGAAAUGUUUUGCG